This is a messenger RNA of Diabrotica balteata, 1074 nucleotides long. Lineage: Eukaryota; Metazoa; Arthropoda; Insecta; Coleoptera; Chrysomelidae. The record is from the annotation of a GenBank genome assembly.
AUGUCUGAUAAGCGUCAGAGAAGACUGGGGGUAGUAUCAGAAUGUUAUGAGGAAGAUCCUCCAAAGUCCACAUUUAAUUCUUUGGAUUGGGAUUCUCCGUCGGCUAAAACCGGAACUGUGAAGAAAAGACCCUUGUCAAGCGAGUCCUUUCUUGAUACCAAAUGGAAAACAUCGCAACCAUCUCAGAUAGAUCAAACUCUUAUUUCGACUGGCAAUGAUAUGUACAAAGUACAAAGAAAUCCCCAACGUACUACAUACAAUUUAACGUCAGAUGUGCCAAAACGAAAAAAUGUUACAGAAUCAUCGCAACACGACUUUAUUCUUGCCGAAGUACCAAAAAAUAGGCGCGCAUCUGAAACUCUAGUUACAAACCCAAGACGAAUUAAAGUCCUCAGCCUCGACGUCCCUAAUUCUCAAAUCAGAUACUCUCCAGAGUCUGCUCUAGAUAAAUACGAACUUUAUCCAGAAAGUAGACGAAGUAUUGGCACUUCAGCAAGAAACUCAAUCCCGCAGUGUGUGUCCAGUAAAAUACCUUUGAAUAAGAAAUUUACGGACUUUAAUAUAGGCAGGCCGUCAGACUUCAGCAGUCCUCGAAGAGAAAAUCAAAAUCAAACAACCGGCCAGGAACAACAAGAAAACUGCCGUUUAAGAAAUCUAACCAAACUAAACUACCCCUUUCAUCCCUCGGGCGGGGCUUUGCCGCUCGAAAAUCGAGGAAAAUGCGAGAAAUACAAGAAAAUUCUGACUCUAAACGGGGAUUUUCGUCGAGAAAAAGAAAUUCUUAUCGAGACAAAUGGCUUAAGGAAGCGGGAAACUUCAGGAAGUUUUCGAGAGGGUGUCGGUAGUAUGCCGGACCAGAACGCCGCCCAAACAGGAAAAGUCUCCUCGGACACAGACUCUGGAAUAGCGUCCCCGCUAUCCCCCGGCUCGGUGUACGGUUUCUUGGGCCAUUUGGAUAAGGUUAACGGCUUUCCUAGAAAGCUUUCUUUGGGAUACACCGGAAGAGACGACGUUCUGAGAAAGAAGAAUUGCUGGUGCGAGGGCGAAAGAGUGCAGGUAAGUGAAUGUGUGUGA